Molecule: messenger RNA, 444 nt
Organism: Alnus glutinosa
Lineage: Eukaryota; Viridiplantae; Streptophyta; Magnoliopsida; Fagales; Betulaceae
Product: RING-H2 finger protein ATL75-like
Exons: 1
Coding region: 1-444 (147 amino acids)
Source: RefSeq, a predicted model, not a curated record
AUGGAUCCUCAAAUUCCUCAGGCCGCUCUUAACGAAGAAAAUAAUUUGCUGCUCUGGGCAGUACUUAUUGCAAUUUCGAUCGCUAUAAUCGUACUUCUCUGGCUCUUUGACAAGUUCAUACUUCCAAAAUUAAUGGCGGCCACUGUUGAGCCAAUAAUCAAGAGCCAUGAAAUAGAACAACUUAUGCCGCCCGUCAUCAUACGAAUCAGCGACAAAAGCAACGGAAUAGCGUCGACAGACGGCGGCGGCAACGAGUGCGCGAUUUGCUUGGAUGAAUUCAAGGAUGGAGAAUGGUGCCGAGUGUUUCCUCAGUGUAACCACGAGUUCCAUGUGCCGUGCAUUGAUGCUUGGCUGCAACGCCCAAAUCUUACCUGCCCAGUUUGCCGCCAUUCCUUGGAAGAUGAAGAAGCAUUGCCUAAUAUUGCUGGAGACGAUCUUGUGUGA